AUGGUCCUUUUUCUCCCUUGUCCUCAUGUCUUUCCUCGGGAGUUGGUCCUGCCUGGCUUGAUUUGCUUCCUGCGCCCCUCCAUCGCCCCUCCCACUAUCAUCAACCCGUUUUCUUCUGGUCCUCUUACUUUUUCUCCGGUUACAUUCGAGUCCUCCGGCUUCCUCUGGUGGGAGCAUUUUGGCCUGAUAGGUCACACGGGUUUGGCAUCAUCUCCAGCUUACUUACUCGUUCGCCCAACCGCGAUCGCCAAAAAUCUGGCCCUGGACACAAACCUCGGGGGCAGCUUUCAGAGCUGUCCCGAUCUGUCUUCGCUACAGAUCUCACAGCCCUCUCUCUCAGACGGAUCCGAUCAAGACGUCAACACCGAGCCAUCUCGUUCGCCAUCGCCAGACUCGUUGGCCCCGCGCGGAGCCAAGAAAUAUUCCAACCGCCACGUCGUCUCACGAAAGGCGCGCAACGUGAUCGGCAAGGUCCGCGCAUUCCAGCGCAUCGCGGCUGCCAAAAUGGCCCAUCCCUCCAUCAAGAUCGAUACCAACGUUCCGGGUGCCAAGCGCGGCCUGCCGCCGGACGAUGCAGGCUCCGACGGGCUGGGAGAGCAGGGUAACCCCCGGUUGGAGACCGGAAACACAGAGGACGUCCCACCGUUCUUAUGCCAAUCUGUCAUGGAAAUACACGAGAAAUUUGAAGAACUGGAGUGGAUCCAGCGGACGCGAAUGAACGAUGCGAUGCUGUCAAACGACCCUUCUCACCCAUACGCGAUCGAAAAUGAUCCUGCCGUUCGGGAGAGAAAUCGCUACAUCAAUGUACAGGCGUAUGCGAAUUCUCGAAUCCAUCUGCAGGUGCCCGAGGGGGAGUGCGACUUCAUAAAUGCUUCUCCGAUUACCUUGAGAGACUCUCUCACCCAGGAGGAACAGAAGUACAUUGCGACCCAGGGCCCCAAGCAGGGAAACCUGCUGGACUUCUGGCAGAUGGUUUUCCACGAAAGUAAGGAUGUGGCAGUUAUCAUAAUGCUCACGCAGACCUUCGAAGCGGGACGGGAGAAAUGUGCUCAGUAUUUCCCACUGGCGAAUGGCGAUUCCAUGGAGCUGGUGGCAGAGGAGGCGGAUCCCUUCGUGAACAAUGAUACUGACGACCAGGAGAAUUCAGAGGUGCUUGGAACAGUAAAGCUUUUGGAUUGCUCGUUCGAUCCCAAAUCGCGCUCUCAGGUCCGCCAGCUCGAGCUCACCAUCGGAUCGGAAUCAAAGAUUGUGUGGCACUUUCUCUUCGCCGGCUGGGCUGAUCACUCUAAGCCCGAAGGAAGUGACCGUCAGGCGUUAUUGGAAUUGAUCGCACUUUCUUCCUCGAAAUGCGAUUUAGAUAACCCGCGCGUGGUUCAUUGCAGCGCGGGCGUCGGUCGAACAGGUACAUUCAUCGCUCUGGACCAUCUUCUCCGUGAGCUUGAAUCGGGCCAGCUCCUGCAGAUAACCGACUCCGAGGCCGACCCUGUCUUUGAUUGCGUCGACGAGAUGCGCAAACAGCGGAUGAUGAUGGUAUACAAUGAGCUUCAGAUGCAGUUCAUCUACGAGGUCCUCCGUGAGCAGACUGACAUCAAGCUUGGCAAGACGGAUCCGUCUCAAAUCAAUUCUCCAGGAAGCCAGGCGGAGCCCCGAUCUGCGAAAGUGGCCAAGCUCAGCUUUGAGGGCUAUGAGCCGACUGCAAAGCCCGAGCUGGAACCCAUGCCGGAUCAUAUCGCUAUUCCAACUCGAAGCUCAUCUGGAACGGAGGAGGCCCCCCGAUGA
Messenger RNA from Penicillium chermesinum, 1779 nucleotides. It is a transcript of the gene ptpB, whose product is annotated as tyrosine protein phosphatase PTP1. The record is from RefSeq and is a predicted model, not a curated record. NCBI's taxonomy places the organism in Eukaryota, Fungi, Ascomycota, Eurotiomycetes, Eurotiales, Aspergillaceae. Gene Ontology annotation, molecular function: protein tyrosine phosphatase activity. The transcript has 4 exons. Gene Ontology annotation, biological process: protein dephosphorylation. The coding region runs from base 1 to 1779 and encodes 592 amino acids.